AUGCCACCAAAGAUUUAUAGAUGGAUUAACAUUUUUGGAAAUAAUUGUAGGAGUUUUUCUUACAUUACUUCUUCUCCUCCUCAACCCAGGGUCAGAUCCAACCGUAAUACAACAGUGGGAAGCCAUACUAACACCUCUGAGUUCCUUCUUUUGGCCUUUUCCAGUCACCAAGAAACACUGUUGCCAUUGUUUCUGGCCCUGUACGUAGCAGCCCUCCUGGGAAAUUUGCUUAUUCUUGUUGCCAUUGGAUCAGACUCACAUCUCCACACACCUAUGUACAUUCUUCUGGUCAACCUGUCCCUGGCAGACUUGUUCUUCACUUCUACCACAAUUCCCCGACUUCUCCAUGCCCUGCUGACGGGGGACAGGACUAUCACCCAUUCAGGCUGUCUAGCCCAAGUCUUCUUCUUCCUGUUGGCUGGCAAUGUGGACAGCUAUGUGUUAGCUGCCAUGGCAUGGGAUCGAUAUAUGGCUAUAUGCCGACCACUUCACUAUGCUGCUGUGGUAACCCUGCCAUGCUGUGUGAAGCUCCUAGGGGCUGUGUGGACGGGUACAACCCUGCACUCUCUGCUUCACACAUUCCUCACGGCUCGCUUGUCCUUCUGUAACAACCAUGCCCUUCCACAUUUCUACUGUGAUGUCUAUCCUUUGCUGCAGCUUGCCUGCUCUGAUACCUCUCUCAACUUCCUAGUUGCUCUAAUUGAAGGGGGAUCUACCAUACUAUUACCAGCUGUCUGCAUUAUCACUUCCUAUGCCUACAUUAGCACUGCUGUAUAUAGGGCCCGAGCAACAGGAGGUGUGCGCAAAGCACUUGCCACAUGUGGUUCCCAUCUAUGUGUGGUUGGACUUUUCUAUGGGACACUGGUGGGUGUUUAUUUGCAGCCCCCAGGUCAGCUGAAUAAUUGGGGAAGAGAUCAAGAUCUGGUGGCCACAAUCAUGUUUUCUGUGGUGGCUCCAACACUAAAUCCUUAUAUUUAUAGCCUGCAGAAUCGUGAAAUUAAAGCAUCAUUGGCAAGGAUAUUUAUGGUAAAUAGGAACUAG
Messenger RNA from Sarcophilus harrisii (Tasmanian devil), 1041 nucleotides. Its product is annotated as olfactory receptor 1N1-like. NCBI's taxonomy places the organism in Eukaryota, Metazoa, Chordata, Mammalia, Dasyuromorphia, Dasyuridae. Gene Ontology annotation, biological process: G protein-coupled receptor signaling pathway. The transcript has a single exon. Gene Ontology annotation, cellular component: membrane. The record is from RefSeq and is a predicted model, not a curated record. The coding region runs from base 1 to 1041 and encodes 346 amino acids. Gene Ontology annotation, molecular function: olfactory receptor activity; G protein-coupled receptor activity.